AUGGAAAAUAUACCAAGCUUGGACUCCGACCUGUCAAGUUUGGCAGUUUUUGCCUCAAAUGCCAGCCGUACUCUUUACUGUAUCGUGGAUAGCUUUCAGUCGACACCAAGACCUAUUCGAGAGCUUUCACGGGAUCUCCACGUUCUGAUGGAAGCUUUAGGCGGAUUGGGUGGCAUGCGCGACCUAUUCACUGACACUGAAACGCUAAACCUCCGAUUCAUUUUGGUAAGAUGUGGGGUCGCUUGUAAGGAUUUUAAGGAAGUGGUCGAAAAAUGCCUGCCUUACCCGGACGACGGGAGCGUCGACCGUCGAUGCUGGACUAAACUACAAUAUAUGGGUGGCAACGUCGACACUUUCAGGCGUCUGCUAUUGCUGUAUCUAUCAGCUUUUGAAGUGACCGUCGAGUCCACGCACCUCCGAUUGCAAAGCUUCGUUGAUGUCAAAAGCCUCGAAAGUCAUGAAAUACGUAUCAAACAUGCCAAGUCUGACAUCGAAGACUUUCUUGAGAAUCUUAACUAUGGGAUAUGCCCGCAUGAAAUGAAACAACUGGAAGAACAGCGGCUGGGCAUCGAAAAAUGCCUUGAAAUAUGUGCCUAUUCUUCUGAUUCUAUUGAUCUGAUUCAAGUCAAAACAGAAGAAAAUGGCAAGGUGCCAGAAGCCGACCAGCCUACCGCGUUUCCUGGCUCACAUGCGAAAGGAAGCUUCAGUACUAUCAACAACUAUUCCACGGGAGACGCCGUCCUCUUCACGGUUUCCACCAAUGGAAAGACCAUUCACGGGAGCAAUAAGGCGUUAGGGUGGAGGUCACGUUUUCUCACAGGACAUGUCAAUGACCAGAGUGUCCAGCAGAUAUCGAAGGAUUUUGCUCUGAUGAAUACCGGACACCUUGAGCGAAAGGAGUCUUCUGCCGGAAAGAGCACCUCUGUUGCCGCUGAUAAUCCGGAUUCUUGCCACCCUGGGACUGAAUUCGUCAAGCAGUACGGGAAAGGUAAAAUUCUACCCAAGUGA
Molecule: messenger RNA, 1008 nt
Organism: Penicillium chermesinum
Lineage: Eukaryota; Fungi; Ascomycota; Eurotiomycetes; Eurotiales; Aspergillaceae
Exons: 2
Coding region: 1-1008 (335 amino acids)
Source: RefSeq, a predicted model, not a curated record